Molecule: messenger RNA, 304 nt
Organism: Acaulospora colombiana
Lineage: Eukaryota; Fungi; Glomeromycota; Glomeromycetes; Diversisporales; Acaulosporaceae
Source: the annotation of a GenBank genome assembly
AUACAGAACAAGUGGACACAACUAUGGAAAAGAUCAGCACGAUAUGCAAAGACGAGCAGAAUCGAGCCCAAACUACCAUCCAAGCGUUACCUCAAAUCUGCCCGCACCCUCAGACGCAAUCAAGCAGCCAUCCUCACCCAACUCCGCACCGGUCAUGUCCCACUUAACACCUACCUUUGCCGAAUCAAAAAGGCUCCCUCAGCUGACUGCCCCCACUGCCCAGGUACACCGGAAUCUAUCCGCCACUACUUCACAGAGUGUAGAAACUACGCGCUGCCUAGAACCAAAUUGCAUCAGAAACUAA